AACCCAGCAGCCUAUGUUGCUCUUACUGCUGAAGUUGAAGUUCAACCUAUUACUAUGCAAGUCAACACUUCUCUCACCAACUCUGAGAAAAAGAUAGCAAAGAAAAUUCUUUUUAACAACUAA
Molecule: messenger RNA, 123 nt
Organism: Cetraspora pellucida
Lineage: Eukaryota; Fungi; Glomeromycota; Glomeromycetes; Diversisporales; Gigasporaceae
Source: the annotation of a GenBank genome assembly